Molecule: messenger RNA, 6557 nt
Organism: Betta splendens (Siamese fighting fish)
Lineage: Eukaryota; Metazoa; Chordata; Actinopteri; Anabantiformes; Osphronemidae
Gene: fndc3a
Product: fibronectin type III domain containing 3A
Exons: 25
Coding region: 754-4365 (1203 amino acids)
Molecular function (GO): protein binding
Source: RefSeq, a predicted model, not a curated record
CGUAUAUGUCAGCCUCAGAAGCUGCGUGGGUCGUUCAGCUCCCUCACGCCAUUGUUGUUGUUGUUAUGAAAAAAGGCAGAACAAAGGACUCCACAUGCUACGGAACUCUUAUACCUUUUGUCGGCUCAGCUGUGAUAUGAUCACACCCUGAAGGAAUACUAUUGAAAUGAACCACAUUAAGGAGCCCAGUAGGCGUUAACUGAGGUGGCUCACAUCCAGAGGCAGAGGCAAAAAGGAAGCUGAAGCAUCAUUGAAAGUCCUCCGUAUUUUCGGUUUCCCGGGGUUCAUCUGCCUCCUUUUCCAGAGAGUGGCCACUGCCUCUCUGACGCUUUGGCGCGGACAUCGCUGUGGCUUAUUUGUUGAAGGGGUUGCUGUGGAUACUGACAGGAGGGAGGCUGCACUGGAGCCAGAGGCAAGACUGAAGCUGCCUGCUGCAGAGAGUGCUGCUAUGGAGCAGAUGAGACUGAACCAGGUUAAGAAAACGUGAGAUACACGCCACACUUUGGCUCAAGGCUGCGUUUUGUGGAAGGAUCGCAGCCGAUAUCUGCCUGGACCCCUCCUGCUGCACUCAGACUCCCAUCACUUUCUUCUUGAAAUUUGUCCAGGAGUUGGAGUGCGUUCAGCCAGAUGUGUUAGCAUCACAGGUCAUGUGAGUUCUCAUGUGAGUGGGAUAAAAUGGUGGAGGGUCUAGUAGACCCAUCUUCUCCUUUCUGUGUGACUGCCUGAAUAGCAACGCCUGAAUGAGAAAAAGCAAUGCGGGCAACGGUAAUCCUGGUGCAGGUAAAUCCAGGUGAGGCCUUCACGAUUCGGCGAGAGGAUGGUCAGUUUCAGUGUAUCACAGGUCCUGCUCAGGUUCCCAUGAUGUCUCCAAAUGGUUCAGUGCCUCCAAUCUACGUGCCUCCUGGAUACGUUUCACAGAUCAUCGAGGAGAACGGUGUGCGGCGGGUUCUGGUUUUACCUCAGCAACCAGAGUUCCACCCAGGGGGGCACUCCCCUCUCCACCAUCCUCCUCCCCAUCCCCACCUGCCUGCCUUCAUCCCACACCCUGCCAUGAUGCCCCCUCCACCCCACUUGUAUGCAGGCAUGGCAGGUGGCGUGGGCGACAUGAGCUCUCAGUACAUCUCGCAGUACCAUCCCUACUCAGAGCAGGUCUCUGCAGAUUCCCACACCCAACAUAGCCGCGCACCAUUUGGUCACAGAGACGACAGAACUAGCAAAACAUACGAGCGUCUGCAAAAGAAACUGAAGGAUCGCCAGGGAGGUGGGGGAGUCGGGCCGGCCAAAGACAGCCCUCCGCCUUCACCGCAGAAAACUUGUAGCAGCCCUCCAGUGGUGGACAUUCACAACGGCGUCGGAGGGAAAGGGCUGGAGGCAGAGCAGGGCCAAUUCAGUCAUGCAGUAGCCGGUCCUGACAAGCAGACGGGCACAGGAAGAAAUGGAGAAUCAGCAGAGCUAGAUGAAGAAUCUCUGGCUCUUCAAGCACUGUUGAGCACCAUCAGUAAACCAGUGGUGUCCGACGUCCAAGCCAAAGGUGCUGUAGUGAGCUGGAGUCCACCCUCACGGCCGGAGAGAGACAAUGACAGUGUGGAAGACGAACCCCUGGAGUCCCUCAGCUAUGAGGUCUCCAUCUCUGUCAGCGGUGUAGAUGGGAAAUACAAGAGCGUGUAUACCGGAGAAGAAUUAAGUGCUACAUUGGAAGACCUUCGACCAGCAACAGACUAUCACAUCAGGGUGCAGGCCGUGUGUAACUGUUUACAGGGAAGCCCGUCGGAGGCCGUGAGCUUCACUACUUUAAGCUGUGAGCCGGAUCCUCCUAAUCCUCCCAGGAAGGCCAGUGGGACCAAGAACACGCUUGUACUCCAGUGGAAGGCUUCAUGUGACAAUGGUUCUAAAAUCCAAAACUACAUUCUCCAGUGGGAUGAGGGGAAGGGCACUGGGAUUUAUGAGCAGUGCUACUAUGGACCUCAGAAACAGUACAGAGUGACCAAGCUUUCCCCAGCUUCCAGAUACUCUUUCCGUGUUGCAGCAAAAAAUGACAUGGGUGUGAGCGAGUUCAGUGAAGUGGUGGACCUGUUCACCUCAUACAGUGUGCCAUUGCCACCCUUCCCUCCAGAGCUGGAGAAGGCGGGGGUGACCUGGCUGUGUCUGAAGUGGCAGAGGCCCUCUAGCUCUCCAAAGGAGGAUGACAUCUGCUAUAUUUUGGAGAUGGAGGAGGAAGGAUCGGGAUAUGGCUUCCAGCCAAGCUACGAUGGCGAUGAGCUCUCCUGUACUGUCAAGAGCCUCCACAGGAGUACAAAGUACAGGUUUAGGGUGGCAGCAUACAACUCUGAGGGGAAGAGUAACCCCAGCCAGGUGGUCGAGUUCAUCACAAAGCCAGACCGACCCAACUGUCCCUGCAGGCCCAUCAUUAAAGGCAGACUCCUGCCCAACAGCUUCAAGAUAGCCUGGGAGCCUCCAAAAGAUAACGGUGGAGCUGAAGUCACAAAGUAUGUUGUGGAGCUGUCUGAGGGUUUAAGUGGCUUGUCCUGGGAGCUGGUGUACACAGGACCGGCUAUGGAACACGUUUGCGACGGCUUGAAGCCUGGCUGCUCCUACCAGACGCGGGUUUACUGCAUGAGCGAGGGGGGGCAGAGCCCGCUGUCGGAGACCCUGCAGGUCCAGACUCCCGCAGUGCCCCCGGGGCCCUGCCACCCCCCUCGGCUGGUGGGCAAGCCCAAAGCCAGGGAGGUGCAACUGCGCUGGGGUCCCCCUCAAGUAGAUGGAGGCAGUCCUGUGUCCUGCUACAGCGUAGAAGUGAGUGGGCUCCAGCCUGAGGACAGCAGGGAGGUUUACCAGGGUCCUGAGCUAGACUGCUCAGUGGGAGGCUUACUGCCUGGCAAAACCUACAGCUUCCGGCUCAAGGCAGGGAAUAAAGCCGGGUUUGGGCCACUUUCGGAGCGUUGUGAGGUCACGACUGGCCCUGGGGCGCCUGAGCAGUGCAGGGCUCCUUCUAUCACAUGCAAAUCCCCAAGCUGUGCUGUUGUGAGCUGGGAGGCCCCUCCUUGCAAUGGAGCCCCAGUGACAGAGUUUCGUUUGGAGUGGGGAGCUGCUGAGGGCAGCAUGCAGAUGUGCUACAGCGGAUCUGGGCUCAGCCAUGAAGUGAAGGGGCUGCUUCCCGCGUCCAUCUACUUCUGUCGUAUACAGGCUGUGAAUGUGGCUGGAGUCGGCCAUUUCAGCGAAGCGGUGCUGUGCCAGACGCCUUGCUCUGUGCCGGCAGCUGUCGGCAACAUCAACGCGUUGAAGGAGUCCGAGAUGCAAAGGUUUGGGACGGAAGUGGAUGAAGAGGAGGAGGAAGAGGAGGAAGAAGAGGAGAGGAGUUCCCGGCCUGCACCACUCUACUCCCCGUCCACCUGCCUGGGUAUUUGCUGGGAAGCCCCAUGCAAUCACGGCUCUGAGAUCACAUCCUACCUGAUUGACCUGGGAGAGCGCCAGCCCAUCGCAGUUGGUCCCGUCACCAGAUACAUCAUUCAGCAUCUCCAGCCUGAUACUAGCUACAGGAUUCGAAUCCAAGCUCUUAACAGCUUGGGAGCAGGCCCCUUUAGUCACACCUUUAAGCUGAAGACGAAGCCCCUGCCCCCGCAGCCGCCUCGCCUGGAGUGCACCGCCUUCAGCCACCAGACCCUCAGGCUCAAGUGGGGUGACGGCCCAGCCAAAGCCACCGCCUCAGACGCCCUCCAGUAUCAGCUGCAGAUGGGGGACAGAAGCGGCAGAUUUAUAUACGUGUAUAAAGGACCAUGCCACACACACAAAGUCCAGAGGCUUAAUGAGUCUACCUCUUAUACGUUCCGCAUCCAGGCCUUUAAUGAGGCGGGCGAAGGGCCCUUCUCCAAUGUUUACACAUUCACCACCCCGCGCUCUCCUCCAGCCCCCGUGAAAGCACCUAAAGUGGAGCGUGUGGAUGACACUUCAUGUGAAGUCACAUGGGAGACGCUGUCGCCCAUGAAGGGGGACCCAGUCAUCUACACUUUGCAGUGCAUGAUGGGAAACUCUGAUUUUAAACAGAUCUACAAAGGCUCUGCAACAUCCUUCCACGUUCAGAACCUUCAGCCCAGCAAUGACUACCGUUUCCGAGUGUGUGCCAUCAGGCAGUGCCAGGAUGCCCUGGAGCUGAGCGGCCCCUACAGCCCCACAGUGACCCUGUUUACCCAGCGGAACGACGCAGCGGUGGGUGGCGGCACAGCCGGCUCGGGUUCCAAGGCCAGCAUGGAGUCCAGCCGAGCCAGAUGGAGCCUGACGGAUGAGCAGUGCGCUUUCCUCCUCCUCAUGGUCUUCGCCGUCAUUGCCAUCCUCAUUGCUUUUGUCAUCCAGUACUUUGUCAUCAAAUGAGCAGUUUGCACCGCCCUGCAGGCUGCAGGGUCGAAGCUUUAUUCUUCCCCCUUUCUGUUGUUCUGUAUUCUUUGUUUUAUACUUCCUGUUUUCUGUUGUCAACAGAGUAAUCAAAUUAGCCACAAAUUAGCCAAGGGGUGUAGAUCAAGGGGGGACAGCUGAAGAGAAGGUUAAACCCAGGAGGACCUGAGACCCUCCUGACUCUCCUGCCUUUGACACCCCACCCCAGCUUUGUGGUACCUGUCGUUAAGUUCACAAAUUAGUUCCACCGUGAUCACCUUCCUGCACAGACUGAACUAAAGAGUAGAGAUAUGGUCUAUUAUGGGGAGGGGCUUUCAGUGGCGGGGGGGGCGUACUCGUUGAUUACUUUGUGCGCGUGUGUAUAGAAAUUGUCAUUAUUUAUAUUUCCCUUUAGGUAUCCAGUAUGAAACUGUUUUUGAUAGGUGUGUUCCAACAGUAGUGUAUUGGUGUGUCGUCGCCUGUGUCCUAUUAGAUCCUGGGACCUGCAGGGCCAGUGUUUGCACAGUGGUGCAUGUGUGUGUCCAGACUUGUGUACAGUGUGUAGUUUGUGCCACAGAGGUACACUGCUGGGAGGGAUGUGUAGGGUCAGAUGAAGGGACUUGAUGCCCCACCAUGCUGGAGUUUUAGGGGAGUGGAGAUGGAGGAAACGGAAACGAGAACCUUGUUCACAUCAUAGAACGUUCAUUUAGCACUUUCCAACCUUUUUGAUGUUCAGAAUGUUUAAGGAUGCAAAAAUGACUGGAGAAAUGUUAGUAUAUUUUUGUAUAGUGAAGACACAAGGACCUGUAAGUUUGAGGAGAAAAAAAGCUUAAUAUAAAGCUAGAAAACAAACAAAAACCAAACUAACAGUGAAUUCUAAUUAUUUUUACUAUCAUAUAGUUAUACUGUAGCUUGUUUUUACAAUCAUGCAGCUGCUUUACUCUGAAAUAUUGUUGUUCAGCACAAAAAAUGUAUGCUUACCCAUAUGUUUUUUUGUUUUUGUUUUAUUUUAGUUUUUUUGUUCUAAGUUUUUUGUUUUUUUUUCCCCAGUAAUUGAUCUUGCACCUUAGUGACAGAAAAACCUUGACUUACCGCGUCUUGGUCUUGUGAUGCAUUUUAUAGAACACACUUGAGAUUGUGCAAAACCCUUCUUGUGUUUUUGAUGUUUUUAAAAGUUGUAUUGCAGCAUAACGUGUCACUGAAACAGCUGAACUAUCAGCAAAAAAGGAAGAAAAAAACAAAAAGGAAAACGCGUACCAGUUGUUUCAGAGGCCUUAAUUGGAGAGGAAAAAAAAUCCCGGGAGAAUUUUUCUUAAUUUUUGAAGUUUUGAUGUUUUCUUGUAGUUAGAAAACACUAAAAUGUGUUUUAUUUCUUUUAUUUUUUGCAGCAUUUUUUUGAUGUUAAUAAACAUAUGUAAUCGUGAGAGAAAUGAAAAGUAGUUCUAUGUAUUACUUUUGAUCUACUUUGAUUUUUUUUUCUGUCAGAUCAUACAUGUGUGAAGUAUAUUUUUUUAUGAUAUUGAAGUAAUAUAAGUUAAUACUCCAGAAAAAAUGAAAAAACAUUCUGGGGGCGUGUGAAUCAUGGAACACAAACGGCAGAUACGCAGCGUGUUAAACCAUGUACUUCCUGUGAUUCUAAAUUUGCCUUUUCUCUGUGUGUUAAGUAUUCAUAACAGGUUGCCAUCAUCCGUGGUGAUCCCGCUGUAGGCUCUAGUGUUGUUUGGUUUUGGGCAGUUAACUGCAACCGUAAAAAUGAGAUACAGGUACCUUGCGAAAACGUCUCGAAUAAUUACAUGAUUUGGUCUUUGAGACAUUCUGCAAAUGUCUUCUCUUUGUCAUUUGAAGAAUUCAAAGUCCUAUUUUUGAUAGUGAUUGCAAUGUGUGCCAUUUUAACACCUUUACACCCUGGGCUUAAUACCUUUGGCUGGGGGAGAUUAACAGACGAUGCUACAUAAAUUUGCAAAAUAUGCACAAAAACAGACCAUUUUUAUGUAAUUUUAAUGUUUGCAGUUACCUCAUACACCGUACAUUCCAAAAUAAAGAUUUGUUAUACUAUACAUACUACCAGACAUAUCACUUUAAAAUGUUCGCUAUGGGAAAAAUGUAUAAUCCUAGAUAUGUAUCUAAAGUGUAUCUGUAUAGCCAUGAUAUCUACAAGGAUCCAUGCACAAUAAAAGAUUUAUAAUUCUUAA